ACCUAGCGUUUGAUGUCAGAACUAGUGUGAUCGGCGCGCCGCGGUUGUGGCGAUGCAACUGCAAGUCACCACAAAUAUAAAAACUUCAUUUUAAUUACUUGAUUGAUUUAAUUAUCUGUGAUGUCAUAUAUAUUUAAUAUCAAACAAAUUAUUAUUGUUUAAUUGUCCAAUUCUAAAUUACUUAGUCUAAAAUUAAUAGAAACAUUAGUUUGGUAAUGUUGGUAAGACUGUUACGUAAAAUAAUCUCGCGUGUGGUUAAAGUGUGGUUAGAAGAGUUUAUUAUUAUCGUUUAAUAAUAGAAAGAUUUAAAGUAAAAAACAAUCAUGAGAUUAACUAAUUAUUUAUUUAAAAGAGUUGCAGAAUGGACGAAGAAAUAUUCAAAUUUACCUGACUCCUACAUAGACCGUACCAUGCGACAAGUUUAUUGGAAAACUCCUAGAAAAGUUCAAUAUCUUAAUCGUACUCACGAACGUAAACGUUAUUGGUUUUCAAUUCAUAAACCUUGGACGAAUCUUUUUAAGAUAGAAAAUGCUAAAAUAGAGUUGCCCCCAGCUAUUCCUGUUGAGCCUAUCAAAGAUUGGAGUUUUUUCCGUGGCGACAGAGUUGAAAUAUUAGUAGGAAGAGAUAAAGGUAAACAAGGUAUAGUCAAAGAAAUAAUACAGGAAAGAAAUUGGGUCAUUGUUGAGGGUCUUAAUACUAAAUUGGAGUGUAUAGGAAAAUCUAAAACGUUUCCUGGAAUAUUCAUGGCAACUGAACAACCGUUAUUAGUUACUACUGAUAUCGUUUUGGUCGAUCCUCAUGAUUUAAAUGGAACGAAGAUAGAAUGGAGAUAUACAGAAAUGGGUGAGAAAGUACGCGUAUCCGUUAGAACCGGUAGAAUUAUUCCGAUUCCGGAAUCUGCACUAGAAACUAUAGAUUAUAAGUCUCCUCAGCUUUACAAAGAUCAAAGUAAAGAUACGUCUAAGGAUGAUGCAGAAACAGUAACAUUUCAACCAGCAUUAAAAACUUUCGAAAUGGAUAUUAUGGAAAAAAUGGGUAUUCAGGAAGAUCGUGUACCUAAGAAAGUGUAUUGGUAUUAGAGUAUAUUGUAAGUAGAUAUAUGUAUUAAUACAUUUAUUAAAUAAACAAAAAAAUUAUCUAUUUAUCUAUAUAUUAACUGGGAUAAUUUUUACCAAAA
This is a messenger RNA of Polistes canadensis, 1177 nucleotides long. It is a transcript of the gene mRpL24, whose product is annotated as probable 39S ribosomal protein L24, mitochondrial. Gene Ontology annotation, biological process: translation. The coding region runs from base 324 to 1079 and encodes 251 amino acids. The record is from RefSeq and is a predicted model, not a curated record. Lineage: Eukaryota; Metazoa; Arthropoda; Insecta; Hymenoptera; Vespidae. Gene Ontology annotation, molecular function: RNA binding; structural constituent of ribosome. Gene Ontology annotation, cellular component: ribosome; mitochondrion. The transcript has 5 exons.